This is a messenger RNA of Mobula hypostoma (lesser devil ray), 1694 nucleotides long. RefSeq names its product cholecystokinin receptor-like. The transcript has 5 exons. Gene Ontology annotation, biological process: neuropeptide signaling pathway. The coding region runs from base 186 to 1463 and encodes 425 amino acids. The record is from RefSeq and is a predicted model, not a curated record. NCBI's taxonomy places the organism in Eukaryota, Metazoa, Chordata, Chondrichthyes, Myliobatiformes, Myliobatidae. Gene Ontology annotation, cellular component: plasma membrane. Gene Ontology annotation, molecular function: neuropeptide receptor activity; gastrin receptor activity.
CUCGCUCUCUCUCGCUCUCGCGCUCUCGCUUGGUAUUCUCUGUUAUUGCAGUUAAGGUGCCGGCGGCACGGAGCGACCGGGAGACGGGACCGGAAUAUCGAACAGGGAACCGGGAGACGGGACCGAGAUAUUGGAGCUGGAACCGGGAACCGAGAGAGGGGUCCGGCGACCGGUCCGGUUCGGCCAUGGAAGACAACGCGAGCCGAUUCCUGCGGAGUCUGUGUGUGAAUCAGUCGGAGCUGACGGAUGGAUCGUGCACGGAAUCGCGGAGAGGAGAGACUCGCCCGGGGAGGAGAGAGCUGGAAUAUUCCAUCCGCAUCCUGCUCUACUCUGUCAUAUUCCUGCUGAGUGUUUUCGGGAACGCCAUGGUGAUCCUGGUGUUAGUGGUGAACAAACGUCUGCGGACGGUGACGAACUCCUUCCUGCUGUCGCUGGCCCUCAGUGACCUGAUGGUGUCAGUGGUCUGUAUGCCCUUCACACUGAUCCCCAACCUGCUGGGCAACUUCAUCUUCGGGCCCUCCAUGUGCAAGCUCACCGCCUACUUCAUGGGAAUCUCGGUCAGUGUGUCCACCUUCAGCCUGGUAGCCAUCGCCAUCGAACGCUACAGUGCGAUCUGUAACCCGCUAAAAGCCAGACUGUGGCAGACUCGCUCCCACGCCUACAGGGUCAUUGCAGUAACCUGGCUGCUGUCCGUCGUUAUCAUGACCCCUUACCCCAUCUACAACCGGUUGAAACCUUUCCAACAGGCGGACAACUCCACUGCACACAUCUGCACGCUCAACUGGCCCAGCGAAGCUGUGCAUCGUGCCUGGUAUGUCUUCCUCCUCCUGGUCCUGUUCUUCUUGCCGGGAGUGGUGAUGGUCGUGGCCUAUGGACUGAUUUCAUGUGAGCUCUACAGGGGAAUCCGUUUCGAAAUGAACCAGAGGGAGGAGGCAAAGGCAGUGGCGAAUGGCAGCAGCACCUGGUUGGGCCACUCGGAGGAGGAAGGUGAUGGAUGCUACCUGCAGCUCGGCAAGCGGCGGGCCUCGGUGGAGAUGUCACUGCAGGCGCACAGCGCCUCGGCUCGAGUGGACCGCGUCCGCUGCACCAGCUCCGAGGCCAAGCUGGAGGGCAAGAAGCGGGUGAUCCGGAUGCUGAUGGUGAUCGUGGCCAUGUUCUUCAUCUGCUGGCUGCCCAUCUACAGCGUCAACACGUGGCGGGCCUUCGACCGGGCCACCGCCGUCCGUCUGCUGUCCGGCCCGCCCAUCUCCUUCAUCCACUUGCUCUCCUACACCUCGGCCUGCGUCAACCCCCUCGUCUACUGCUUCAUGAACCGCCGUUUCCGCCAGGCCUUCCUCUCCACCCUCGGCCGCUGCCUCGCCCCCCUCCGUACUCUCCGGGCACCCGAGGACGAGCCUGGCACCACAGGCACCUCCCUUUCCAAGUUCAGCUACACGACCGUCAGCACUGUGGGGGCCCUGUGACUGGGGCCCACUCCCACCCCUGACCUAUCCUGUCCUUAGGUGAGUUCUGUCCCUGCAUACCCCCUCCCCUCCCCAUCCCCUCUGCCUCCCAACUCAUCUCCCGUCCCCUCUGCCUCCCAAUUCAUCUCCCAUCCCCCUUCCUCCCAACUCAGCUCCCAUCACCUCUUCCUCCCAACUCAUCUCCCGUCCCCUCUUCCUCCCAACUCAUCUCCCAUCACCUCUUCCUCCCAA